Manis pentadactyla (Chinese pangolin) is the source of this 5054-nucleotide messenger RNA. RefSeq names its product inversin (gene INVS). The record is from RefSeq and is a predicted model, not a curated record. Gene Ontology annotation, biological process: protein localization to ciliary inversin compartment. The transcript has 17 exons. Gene Ontology annotation, molecular function: protein binding. Gene Ontology annotation, cellular component: ciliary inversin compartment. Bases 233 to 3472 code for a protein of 1079 amino acids. Lineage: Eukaryota; Metazoa; Chordata; Mammalia; Pholidota; Manidae.
AUUCGUCUGCGAUCAGAUGAUGGGAACUACGAUUCCCAGAGGGCGGUGCGGUCCAGAGGCUCGGGCGGCCUGCAGAGGGGCUCUACUUUCUGCCCGGUGAGGUCUGUCCCAGCCGGUUGUAGUGUACUGUCCCGGCGGGAGGGGCGGCCCAACGGGGUUUGUACCUCCCGGAGCCGCCCCCGGGACGUGAGUCCUGGAGGAGGCGAGGAUUGCUCCAGUUUUUGAGAAGACUAUGAAUAGGUCAGAGAACUUGCUUUUUACCGGUUCCUUGUUAGCAUCACAAGUUCAUGCUGCUGCUAUUAAUGGAGAUAAGGGUGCUCUUCAUAGACUCAUCACAGGAAACUCUGCCCUUAAAGACAAAGAAGACCAGUUUGGGAGGACACCACUCAUGUAUUGUGUGUUGGCUGACAGACUGGAUUGUGCGGAUGCUCUCCUGAAGGCAGGAGCAGAUGUUAAUAAAACUGACCAUAGCCAGAGAACAGCCCUCCAUCUUGCAGCUCAAAAGGGCAAUUACCGUUUCAUGAAGCUCUUACUUACACGCCGAGCAAACUGGAUGCAGAAGGAUCUGGAAGAGAUGACUCCUUUGCACUUGGCCACCCGGCACAGGAGCCCUAAGUACUUGGCGCUUCUGCUGAAAUUUAUGGCACCAGGAGAAGUGGAUACACAGGAUAAAAACAAGCAAACAGCCCUGCAUUGGAGUGCCUACUACAAUAACCCAGAGCACGUGAAGCUGCUUAUCAAGCAUGAUUCCAACAUCGGGAUUCCUGAUGUCGAAGGCAAGAUCCCGCUUCACUGGGCAGCCAACCACAAAGAUCCAAGUGCCGUCCACACAGUGCGAUGCCUUCUGGAUGCUGCUCCGACCGAGUCUUUGCUGAACUGGCAGGACUACGAGGGCCGAACCCCUCUUCACUUUGCAGUCGCUGACGGAAACAUGACAGUGGCUGAUGUCCUGACCUCAUAUGAAAGCUGUAAUAUAACAUCUUAUGAUAACUUGUUUCGAACCCCACUUCACUGGGCGGCUUUACUGGGCCAUGCACAGAUUGUCCAUCUCCUUUUAGAAAGAAAUAAGUCUGGAACUAUCCCAUCUGAUAGCCAAGGAGCAACACCCGUGCACUAUGCAGCCCAGAGUAACUUUGCUGAAACUGUUCAAGUAUUUUUAAAACACCCCUCGGUGAAAGAUGAUUCAGAUCUUGAAGGACGAACAUCCUUUAUGUGGGCCGCUGGGAAAGGCAGUGAUGAUGUCCUUAGGACUAUGCUGAGUUUAAAAGCUGACAUUGAUAUUAACAUGGCAGACAAGUAUGGAGGUACAGCUUUACAUGCUGCCGCCCUUUCUGGCCACGUCAGCACCGUGAAGUUAUUACUGGAAAACAGUGCUCAGGUAGAUGCUACAGAUGUCAUGAAACAUACGCCACUUUUCCGAGCCUGUGAGAUGGGACACAAAGAUGUGAUCCAGACACUUAUUCAAGGUGGAGCAAGGGUAGAUCUAGUUGACCAAGAUGGACAUUCUCUUUUACACUGGGCAGCACUGGGAGGAAAUGCUGAUGUUUGCCAGAUACUGAUAGAAAAUAAGAUCAAUCCAAAUGUUCAAGAUUAUGCAGGACGCACCCCUUUGCAGUGUGCUGCAUAUGGGGGAUACAUCAACUGCAUGGCAGUGCUCAUGGAAAAUAAUGCAGACCCUAACAUUCAAGACAAAGAGGGAAGAACAGCUUUGCACUGGUCCUGUAACAAUGGAUAUCUUGAUGCCAUUAAGUUACUACUAGACUUUGCUGCUUUCCCUAAUCAGAUGGAAAACAAUGAGGAGAGGUACACUCCCCUUGAUUAUGCUUUGCUUGGUGAGCGCCAUGAAGUGAUCCAGUUCAUGUUGGAGCGUGGAGCCCUGUCCAUCGCAGCUAUUCAAGACAUUGCUGCCUUCAAAAUCCAAGCUGUCUACAAAGGGUAUAAGGUCAGAAAAGCUUUUCGAGACCGGAAGAAUCUCCUCAUGAAGCAUGAACAGUUGAGAAAAGAUGCUGCUGCCAAGAAGCGAGAGGAAGAAAACAAGCGAAGAGAAGCAGAGCUGCAGAAGGGAUGGCUGAGCCCAGACUCCUCCAGACCCCAAGCCCCUCCCUGUCUGCCCAGCACCCAGGCUGAGCCCCUCAGGCAGGGCAGGACCCCCAGCAAACAGCCUCCCACCAGCGACAUGGCCCAGGGCCCUGAGCACAGGGCCUGCAGAGGGUCUCCAGGCAGAGGGUCUCCAAGCAGAGCUCCCCAGAAGGAGCAGCAUCUUUCCCCAGACUUGCAGGGAACAGACCCCCGAAAGCCAAAUGAAACAUCAAGGGAACAGUGUAAAGGCCAAUCUGCCUGUGUCCACGUCAGCCCCAGUGAAGGCAGUGAUGGAAACAGGCAUCCAGGAGUCUCCUCUGUUGAGAAGUCCAGAGGUGAGGCAGUUGGAGAACAGCGGUGUGACAAGGGAAAAGGCUUCUUGAAGCAGCCCGCUUGUGUCAGGGCAGCUGGGCCUGAUGAGAAAGGAGAGGACCCUAGUUGGGCAGCUGCAAGCCUUCCACAGCAGGAUGGCCACUGGAAGACCAGCAGGCGGCACAACACAGCACCCAAAGCCAAAUGUGCCUCCCAGAAAAGGCGUAUUCAAGAGCUCAGAGGAGGAAGGUGCUCCCCAGCUGGCUCUAGCCGGCCUGGCAGUGCCAAGGGGGAGGUGGUCCAUGCUGGGAAGAAUCCUCUCCACCACCAGACACCAAGAAACAAAGUGACACAGGACAAGCUCGAAGGAGGGAUCUAUUCAGAUUUGCCACAGAGCACAGAGGUGUUGAGGUCAGGAGUCAGGAAGCUGGGGACAUCUGCCCUCUCUGAGGACGCUCAGAUAUCCAAAGAGACUGGUCCAGCACCUGGUCCCCGCUCUGGGCAGAGUGUGAAUAUUGACCUUCUCCCUGUAGAGCUGCGGCUGCAGAUAAUCCAGAAGGAAAGAAGCAGGAAAGAGCUGUUUCGCAAAAAGAACAAAGCAGCAGCCAUCAUCCAGAGGGCCUGGAGAAGCUACCAGCUUAGGAAGCAUCUGUCCUGCCUUCUGUCUAUGAAGCAGCAUGGAGCCAGAGAUGUAGACAAAUGGAAUCAAGAGUGCAUGGCAUUGCUCCUCCAGGUGUGGAGGAAGGACCUGGAACUAAAACUCCCAAAGACCAUCACAGUAAGCUGGACCCCCAAGACUCCUUCCAAAGUCAACUCAAGCACAAAGUCCACCAGGCACUUGGUACUCAAGCAAAUCUACGGUUGUUCUCAGGAAGGGAAAGUACUUCAUCCUACAAGAUCAUCAAAAGCCCAUUCUGUGCUGCAUCUCAGUUCAGUGAGCAAUUUGCAGUGUAUGCACCUCCUUGAGAACAAUGGAAGAUCAAAGAAUUUUUCUUAUAACCUGCAGUCAUCCACUCAACCAAAAAAACAAAACAAAGCUUCGAGUGCCUAUGGAGGAAAGCUGUGUCUGGGGAAGCUGUAAUAGAUAGUACAGAGUUCUAAUUCUCUGCUGAUUAUCUUUUAGACUUUGGGAAAAUGUUAAUAUUCAUGCCUUAAGCCCUAUUAGAAUGAAAAUGUAACAACUGAAAGAAAAUGUCAGAAUGUGUUCUGUCUGAUCUUACACAGCACUGUUUUGUAAAUUAUGUUAGUCUGUGCUGAAAGGACUGGGGUAGACUGUGCCUGUGCAGAACUGCAGUUUGCCUCCACUUCAGUCAGUAUGGCUAGAAAGAAUUUAUAAUUAACAGUACAGUCUAAGUGAAUGUAAGAAUAUGAGCGCCAAAAGGGCUGCUAGUUUGGGAUCUCUGCCAGCCAGCUGGUGCAGGCCUGGUUUUUUUGCUUCAGUGAAGAACCUAAGUAAGAUAGGAGGGGACUGGGUUACAGUAGCCACCUUCUUCCUUUCACUAUUUUAUGAAAUCUAAUGCAACAGACUUGACUACAGUGACUACACUGCUGUUAUUCCAACAUUAUCAGUUUUAAAUUUUAGACGAGAAUCAUGACUCAGCAUUUGCUUUUAGAAACUGUCUUAAGAUUGUAAUAGGUCUGUAACAGCUUCCAUGUUAGCCUCUGAAUGUAGGCUAGGCAGGUUUACAAACCAGACCAUUUGUGCACAAGGUACCAAUUCUGGCUUUAACAUUCCACUUGUAUUUUCUGCCUGACCUGCAGAGGUGAGCAAUCUUGUCAAAAUGCCAUUCCUACUGGCAGGGAAAACUGUGCUGUUUACAUUCCAGCCCUUUAACACCUGGUUUAAAUAAAAUCCAGUGAUUGCGGGCUUUUUCACAUUUUUAAGGGCAAGGCUAAUACAGGAAUAUAGACAGGAAGCACAAACAGUAACAUGUUAGGCUCACAAAUACUUCUAGGAUUGCUUCCAUUUUCUUAAGAUUAUGGUUACCACUGUCCUGCCAAGAGGUAAACAAUAAAGUAUUAAUUAUACAAUAAAGUAUUAAUUCUUUUUAGCUUACUGUUACUUUAUAAUUAUGAACAUAAUGAAUAUGUCAUAUAUGUCACUAUACAUAGCUGGUAACUUUUAAAGAACUCUAAUGGAUCUAAUGGAUCUUUAGUAGACAAUCAUUUUGAAAGUAAAGUUAUCUAUAUCAGUCAAGCACCAUUUAUGUAUGGGAAAACCCAAAAGAACUAUAUAGCACCAUUUUGAAAUCUGCCCCUGCAUGGGCUAGCAACACCUCUGUGACAGACCUCCAUAGUGAGAAGGUGAAUGUUAUGAUGGAUAAGGAUAACCAUUCCCAAAUAAAAAACUGGUGUCUGUUGCCAUCUGAAUGAACUGGAGUUGAGAACACAAAGAUGCCACUAAUGUCUUGGUAAAUAAUAGAAAGUAUCAUAUCAUCGCUCUACUUUGUAAAUAUUUAGUUCCUCUGAAAUGCAAAAUAAACCAACACCUCUAACCAAAUAUCAUGUGCUAGUCCAGGAAACCAGCAUGCAUUAUUUUCCUACCUUAGUGCAAUGAAGGUUCAUGAACAACUUCUUUAAAAGUUCACCUUUAAUGACAAACAUUUAUUACAUCAGUCUCUCUUCAAAAUUAGAUAGCUGUGAAUAAACAAUUUAAAACAGGA